Molecule: messenger RNA, 798 nt
Organism: Lathyrus oleraceus (garden pea)
Lineage: Eukaryota; Viridiplantae; Streptophyta; Magnoliopsida; Fabales; Fabaceae
Product: chaperone protein dnaJ 11, chloroplastic
Exons: 1
Coding region: 214-666 (150 amino acids)
Source: RefSeq, a predicted model, not a curated record
CAUUUGAACUAUGACAGUACAAUAAGCCACAAGAUGUGAGUCAGCAGCAAUAAAAAUCCAAUGCUAUUUGGAUAAGAUUGUUUUUCUUAUAGCUUGAAAACGCAAGACAGUUAUUUUGGGACCCAAUACAGUGCCACUCAUCAUUUCUAUAUAUGAAAACCUGAUCCUCAAUCUUCUUCAACUUAUUACAACAACGUCGCAUUCCACCCUACCAUGCUCUCAGUAUCUUCUCUCUCACCUCUCAGCACCGUCGCCACUUUCUCCGGCAAAACCAUCUCAUCAAAACCGUGCCACGUCAGACCGCGAAGAAUAUUCGUUUCUGCCACCGCCACUACAACCGAAGCUAUCUCUUCUCAGCUACCCCGCGGCAUGGCUUCCGGCUCGCUUUACGAGAUUCUUGGAAUUGCGGCAGCCGCUUCCGAUCAGGAAAUUAAGACAGCGUACCGGCGUCUCGCGAGAGUUUCUCACCCUGACGUGGCGGCGGUUCAUCGGAAGAAUUCUUCGGCGGAUGAGUUCAUGAAGAUUCAUGCUGCGUACUCGACUCUGUCGGAUCCCGAAAAGCGUGCAAACUAUGAUAGAAGUUUGUUCCGUCGUCGGCAACCGCUGACGGCGAGUAGGUUUUCUGGAUACAGAAUUCGGAACUGGGAAACGGACCAGUGCUGGUAGCGAGUUGACCCAGACUGAGUUGAAUUGAUAUUUGUAUCUUAAGGCGCAGUUAUUAUUAGAUCGCCUUUGAGUAUCUUAUUCUUAAUUACUACUAGUAUUCUAAGACUAAUACUAAUUAUUACUUAAACUUAA